Polypterus senegalus (gray bichir) is the source of this 2252-nucleotide messenger RNA. RefSeq names its product eukaryotic translation initiation factor 4E family member 2 (gene eif4e2). The transcript has 8 exons. Gene Ontology annotation, molecular function: translation initiation factor activity; RNA 7-methylguanosine cap binding. Gene Ontology annotation, biological process: translational initiation. Gene Ontology annotation, cellular component: cytoplasm; eukaryotic translation initiation factor 4F complex. Bases 208 to 918 code for a protein of 236 amino acids. The record is from RefSeq and is a predicted model, not a curated record. NCBI's taxonomy places the organism in Eukaryota, Metazoa, Chordata, Cladistia, Polypteriformes, Polypteridae.
GCCCCCAGGGUGUUGACGUUUAAAUGUUUACUGCCAUUGAAGUAUGCGAGUGAGUCGCCCGUGGACGCGCUCCGAUUGUACGCGUUCUCGCGGCAGCGCGGGCACGGUGGCGCGCGUUCGCCACACGCUGGACAGGGUACUGCGAAGGGGUCGGAUUUUUUUUUGGAUACUGAGAAGAGUAAACGGCAGCAUAGGUACCCCAAGAUAAUGAACAACAAGUUCGACGCCCUCAAAGACGAUGACAGUGGAGACCACGAUCAGAAUGAGGAAGCCAACACACAGAAAGAGUGUGAGAAGGAAAAAAGUGAAGAUGCAAAAAAUCAGAAUGGUAAAAGAAAGACAGUUGUACCAGGAGCAGGUGAACACCCACUACAGUAUAAUUAUACAUUCUGGUACUCAAGGAGAACCCCUGGCCGGCCCACCAGCUCCCAGAGUUACGAACAGAAUAUCAAACAAAUCGGAACCUUUGCCUCUGUUGAACAGUUCUGGAGGUUCUACAGUCACAUGGUUCGACCUGGGGACUUGACAGGUCACAGCGAUUUCCAUCUCUUCAAGGAAGGGAUAAAGCCAAUGUGGGAGGAUGACGCUAAUAAGAAUGGUGGGAAAUGGAUAAUCCGCCUAAGGAAGGGUCUAGCCUCACGAUGCUGGGAAAACCUGAUCCUAGCAAUGCUGGGAGAGCAGUUCAUGGUAGGAGAGGAGAUCUGUGGGGCAGUAGUCUCAGUACGCUUCCAGGAGGACAUAAUCUCUAUCUGGAACAAAACUGCCAGUGACCAAGCCACAACAGCUCGCAUAAGGGACACUCUGCGGCGAGUUCUUAACUUACCACCCAACACCAUUAUGGAAUACAAGACUCACACUGACAGCAUUAAGGCUUGGGAGGAGUUUCAUGGUCUUGUGAACACUGCUGGUGGCCGUUGACUAAAUGCAGUUCCAUUUGUCCUGUCCAGGAGACAAUCGAAGUUUGGUAUGCAAAGCUUACAUUAUGAAGACUGCACCUUCUUUAUUUUUCUCCCAGGCCUGGAGCAAAGCAGAACUUUGUAUGAUUAAAACCUGUUACCAUGUGUGCACCAGUCCUGUGAAAGGUCUCUGCAUAUUGGUGACCUCUGUAGGCAAUAAUUCCUGCUGAAGAUUCUUUUAAAAUAAUUAAAAUACUUGAGUAUGUCAUGAGAAAGAUUGAUUGAAAUCAUGACUUUUGAAAUUCCCAAGUAAAACUCAAUAUAAAAUGGUAAAAUAUUUGCAGAUUCUUUAGUUUCUUUGUAAUUGUUCUUGAAAGAAACUGCCUGCUACUUUACAUGUUCUGAGGUAUUUUGUUUACAGUAACAUUUGAAAUGUAUAAAUAUUUUUCUGCUUGAUAAAAAAAAUGAAGAGAAGAUGAGACAAAAUAAAAUGAAAAUAGCGCAUAUUUUGUGUAGAAGCCAUGCUUGUGAUUUCAAUACAUAAUGAUUACAAUUCUGCCUCACUGCAGCAGAUAUUCUUGCAGAUGAUGAAAACAUAAUUUAAGUAUAAGAAAGUCCUUAAGCCUGUAGCACUUAUUACAUGACCAUUAGUCGGAGGGCUUUAAAACUUGACAACUGCAAUUAUUGAUCUCGUCACCUGAGGAUACCAGAUUACACAAGUAAAUACUGUAUCGUAUAGCAUGGCAAAUUAAGUCAGUGUAACAUUACAUGAUUUCUAGUCUCAGGGGGUGUCAAACUUGGAGAGUGCAGUUCCAAAUUCAGUUGUAUCCCGUUUUUCCUUUUUCCAUUCUGUCGUGUUGAAUAAAACAUAAGACAUCAGACAGAUGAGGUCGUGUUGAAUAAAACAUAAGACAUCAGACAGAUGAGCCUCUCUUCAGUUUGCCAGGUCUAGACCACCUAUGUUCCCAAUUCUUCAUAGGUGCAUCAUACGUUUUGCUGUGCCAUCUGAGCGCACUUCAAAUUACAUGCUGUCUUAUGCUUGUUGAAUCCUGAUGUGUUUUGAUUAAGAUAAAAUAUGAUGUUAUAUCAGAUCUUUUAAGUUAGCCCAUACAAUGUUUUCCUCAUCUUUUGUUGCUGAUUUAUGUUAAAAAAAUAUGUGCCAAUUGCUGUACAUACUGUUCAUUACUAGAGCAUUAACAUAUUUUCCACUUAGAGAAAAGCAGAUGAAACAAUCAGCUUUUUAAUUUGAACACUGUAGAUAUCCUACGUCAAACUACUUAAGCAUGUUGUCUAUGUAUACAGUCAUACAUUUCAAUAGAUUAAAAACAGCAAAUCUGUAAUUAUUAUGUCAACCUU